GCUGCGUGACUGCUCACUUGUGUGAGACCUCGAUAGUCGGCAGUCACUUGUAAAAUUUCGCUAAGGAAAUAUCUGUGGCGGAAAACCACUAUGAUUUUCGUGUUACAGGUGAUUUUAAUUCUAAUUAUUGUUGAUAACAAUUGAAAAUAAUUUUUUCCAAGCGAAUUUUUCUGAUGCGACAUGCUCGCUGAUGAUCAAAUGCAAAAUACCUCGAUGUCAUGUGUACGUUAACUGGAAUAUUUGCUGUAUGUUACUGUUGUCUAAAUUGAAAUCAAACUUUUUUAAUAGGUUUGUCUUCGUUCUUAUGAGCUUCAGUGUCAUAUCUCUGUCGCAUGUUACCGUAGAUUUUGAUAAUUAUACUAAGAGGAGUAAUAUCAUCUCGAUUACAUUCGAAUGACAACAAAUAUUGUCUACCUUCGGCCUCGCUGCGGUUGUUGCGUUCCAUUCACUUACGUAACUCAAUUAAUUUCAGUAAUCCCUGCAUUGAACUUGAAGUCGGAACCAAGUUAACGUAUUCUGAAUCAAGAAUAAUUAUUCGUGUGCCCCAGUAACUGAUAAUAAGCCGAUGUUGACGCAAGUACCUUAGCAAAGGCGCCUUUUUAAGUACUAAGUUUCCUAUGUGCGUAGAGGACUCAAAAUUUUUUAAAGGGUGGAUCCUCAGUCUACCGUUAAGUUCUCUCUCUUAACAUUUGAAUUGAAUGAAUUUCAAUUAUAUUAACAGGCAAGUCAAUAAUUUGGAUUCUUUUUUUGCACUGAUCAAAAUGCAUUGGAUUGGAAAACACAAUUUUACAAAGGCACACACUCAACAUUGUAGCUAAGAUAAUGUGUUUUCUUCAUUUAUGUUCCAAAUCUAAGCAACAAGAUUUAACAACCUCUUGUCUCCAGCAUUUAAUCAAUUUCAUUAUUACCUUAUGUCCUUGGGUAGGUUAGUGUACCUGAAAAAAGUAAAGGUAAAAAAAGCAUUGUUUAAAGAAACUGUGAUGUUUGCAAAAACUCUUUCUUUUAAUCAUAUUCAGGUCACAGCUCAGCUGCUGCUUCUCAGUGUCUCAACUGUGUUGGGAUUUUCUAAAGGUCCUCCAUUGAGUACCUGUGAGAGUAAGUUCCCUCACCACAAACAUGCCCCAGCACAACAAGGACUGCCUCCCUAUAACAUCAAUGUGUCCGCACUCUCGUACAGCCUUGGAGACAACCUGACAGUGACCAUCUCAGGAUCACAGCCUUUUACAGGAUUCAUUUUGAAUGCACAGGGGACUGAAAGCUCAAUUCCAUGGCCAGUAGGAACAUUUACUCAAAUUCCAAAUUGUAUGUAUUCUCUAAACUGCUUCUUUUACUUCUUGCGUAUAAUUCGAGACAGUUCAUGGGAACAAGACAUCCAAGAAAGUAACUUUUUCUUUUUUACCAUGAACUUAGGAUGAAAAUAAGGGGUUUCUAAGUUUUCUUCUACCAUGGAAGAUUAUUAAUUGUUUACAACACUGAAACUUGAAUGCCCCAAAAUUCCCAGUACAACCCUUGUAUAGGACUUCCCCCCCCCCAUUGGAGAAUUCUGCUGACACCCCUAGGACAUCAAAUUAGACCCAAGUACUAUCUCCUUAACUAUUCUUGCAAACAAACAAAGAAAGGAAACAGGAGUCCCUGGCUGACAAAGGAUACAACAUUUCUGGCUGAUCUUUGGUGAAAGAAUGGUGGUCAUACCUUUUCUUUUUUUUGGAAGCGUUAGUGGACAAGCAGACAUGUUUUUUUUUCUCUUGCAGAUGCAGCUUAUUUUUACUGUUCUGGAGGUAAUCCAAAGGUAAGGUACUGCAUAUUUAUUUCAAAUUAUUUUAUAGUCAAUAAACGUUAUAGAUGUCUUGUUGUUGGUUUCUUUUUUCUGCUCAUAUUUAGAACACAGUUGGUCAAAACAAUCCUAAGCCAGCUAAGAAUUUGAAUUCACUUCAGUUCACUUGGAUGGCUCCUGAAAAGAGUGCAGGGAACAUCAGCUUCAUGUUAGUAACAUAUAUGUUUGUUUUAAAGGUCAUAAUAUUAAGCUUAAACAUGUUGAAAUGGGGGGGGGGGUGGGGUGGGGAAUUGGGGGUGGUUGUGAAAUGUAAUAUGUCGGUCAAUUUGACGUUUCCACCUCCCUCCACCUGGGAGUUUAUCAAAAACCCACCCUAAGGCCAAAAUUGAGUUCAAAUGUCCUUUCUCAAGUGCCAGAUUUGAUGGUCAAUUAUUUGGUGAAACCUAAAACCUAGACCCUGUAGACCUCCUCCUCCUUUCCUCCUCCAUCUGCUUGUCAAGUGAACUCUUUUUCUUUAAGCACCUCCAUAUUAAAAGAUAAAAUGUGUGUUCCCCUGGAAAGACUUGAUACUUUUGGUUCAAAUUCCCCACCCCACCCAGGCAAGGUUCAAAUUUUCCACCCCACUGUCCAGGCAUGAAGGACAAUCAAAUGUAUGUGGGUUGCCCAAAUGGAAAUGUUGAAGUUUUGAAUUGAUUGUUGCAUUAUUGUAAGCGUUUUGUUACACUAAGCCCCUUGUGCAAGGCACUCCACAGUUUAACUGUGUAGACAGAGUUCCUUCAGGAAAUAUGUUUAAAUAUGAGGUCCCUGCCUUUUGCAGACUUUCACAUGUUAUUUAUUUUCUAUAUAUAGCGCAACCAUCGUUCAGAACUAUUCCACUUUCUGGGAAAAAGUUACUUCACCUGUUGUUCACGGUCCGCCAGUGGAGAAUGUCACUAGAGGGACUUCAACAGAGAGCUUUCAGGUGAGGCUAUCAAAAAAUGGGCCCAGCAAAUGUAUGGUUUUCUAUCAUGAAGCCUUAUUUCCAUGACCCUUUGUUCUGGAACCAUUUUACAUUGUAGAUUGACAAAAAGGGAUGUGGAGAGACCAAAGGGUGUUACUCCUUACCAUCAAACUGCGCUGGAAGUGGAGACUGUACCUAUCUUUUCACUUACAAUGUUUCUGGAAGAAAUGUUAUCAUAGACAUGAGUGCUAAAGAGCGCUGGGUGGCAGUUGCUUUUAAUGAAAAUAAGCUAAUGGUAAGAGGAAACACCAUAGAAAAUUCAGUUUAUUUGCGUGUUUUCAUGAUCUUUUAUGUUCAUACAUUUUCUCAGGCAACAAAUUUUGUCUGUUUUUGUUGUUCUCCUUCUUAAGGAUAAGAUGGACUCCAUAAUGUGCACUACCAUGGCAACUAAUUUGGCAGAAUUUCGUCAUUUCUAUUCUAUUGGUCACAGUGUUGUCCGACAGGACCUGGUGAGGAAUAUCUGGCUAUUUCUUUAUAGCAUGACAGUGUCAUCCUCAUAAUUAGUAGAACAUAUUGGGUGAUAAGAUCUUUCACAAGAUAAUUUCUCUCUCAGACUGGUAACUCUGAUGUCACCUUUGACAAGAUAGUUUAUGAGGAUGGUGGGAUAAAGUGCAGGUUGGUAAAAAAGGCUGCUGACAAGUCUUAGUAACAAACAGAGCAAUUUUCAUUGCUUUGUCUUUCUUUACUUUGCUCUCUGAUUGGUUUAGAAAACUUGUGCCAUCCUCUUAAGCCAUCAAAUGCUCAUGAGAUCCCACUGUUCCUUACCCUUUGACUGAUGAACGUCUUUGGCUGCUGUCAUGGAAAUAUGAUGGAAACAACCUUAGUGUUGAUGCUCAAAAAAGAAAAAAUUGUAAUAAAGGGAUGGAUUCUCAAAGAUUUUUCAAAUGAGUUUUACUUUUUAUUUCUCUUUUCAAGUUAACAAUUUCUCUUCUGUCUCUCUACCUCAGGGUCACUCGUAAACUUACCUCAAAUGCAGUCUACUUUAGAGAUCUAACCAAGAAAUGGUAUCUGCUCUUCUCCUGGGGUAAAACAAGUACGUACCAUCACUCUCACAAUAGAGUUCUCUAUUUGACGUCUAAGCAACCUCUUCAAGGAACUAAUUUUGUGGGAAUGAUUUGAAAAGAAAGGCAAUUGAGGGAAAAACAGAUGAAGGAGGGGGUGCAAAGGAGGGAGAGUGGAGGAAGAAGUCACUCUUUUCCUUGUCACUUCUUCCCAGACCCUCACCACCCACUUUGAGAGUGGUUGUGGACUCUGUUAAUAUCUGUGUCUCCAAUGCUAUCUGGGAUCUACUCUAAAAAUAUUUAUUUAUCUUUCAGGGAAAUGUGCAAUAUACCUUUAUUUACAGUUUCUUAUUAUAUCUUUUUCCAUCCAGAGCAUGUAGAGAAUCAAGUUUUACUUACUGCUUGAAUUAUUAACCAUUUUGUUGCUGUAUGAAAGCAUUGUAGUUUUGGUUGUAUUUGAAAAGCCAGUCGAUACGAAUCAAUAAAAUUAUUGGGAAUGCCAAACCCUACUCACUUAUUAAGACAAUUAAAUUGAUGAAAAAGAAGCUAUUUACCUGUGCGACUUCAUUGCUGAUUCAAGUAUUACUUUCAUAUGUUUGCGCACAGUAUAUCAUUUAAACUAAAGCAUUUGUAUAAGGAUCAAUGUCAGUAACCCAACAACAGUCAACUGAUGACAAGUUAGAGUUAAUGUUGGUUGAGGGAAGGGGUUGAUGCACAGUUGCUAACAUUGAUCCUUGUAUAAUCAGGUUUGUCUGGCAGUGCACAGUAUCACCGUGCCAAUCAAUCUGUCACAGCUGAUAUGGUGGACCUUGGUGUCAAUGCAGUUCUUAAAGAUGAAAAAAGUCAGGCUGAAGCUACAGUAAGAUGUUCAAUCAUUAAGUUAACAUUUGACCCUUUUCUCCUUUCUUUAAUACUUUUUAUCUUUGUUGGAAUAAAGAGGAAAAUUGAAGAACGUAUGUAAAUGACCUAACUCACAAGUAAACCAUGAGUGUCAUUCAUAAAUGUUUUGCUCUCAUGUUCUUGUUACUUAAGAUAACCAAAGAUGGGUGCAGGAAGACAAAGAGCUGCUAUUCUGAGCCUGCAAACUGCAAGUCUAGCAAAGACUGUGAUUAUCUUGUGACCAUGAAACCCACGGGGGACCAGGGAGAGUCAGGCGAAGUGGAAUUUGAGCUUAGCGCUAAGAAACAAUGGGUGGCCAUUGGUUUUAACAAUGAAAAGAACAAGAUGGUGAGAAAAAAAUUAUUGUAGUUAUUGAAAUGUUAAGCUUGUGAUUUAAGGUAACAUUAUUGUUUCUUUUUCUAGCCACAGUGCUUUGUCAGAUUUAUACGUCAUGUUAUGACAUCACAAUAUGUUGGCAAAAUUCAUAUGCUAAGUAUCCAAGGCAGCCAUUGAUUGACUUCUGGGAAUACACAGUGAUUGUGAUUGGCAAAAAAACUCAACUAAUCAGAAGGAAGUAUGACCCCAGUCAUAACUUGAUUAAACAGGUGAUCUGCAGUUCAGGCUGCAUACUACCCAGUGAAGGUUCCUGUUUAAUUUCAACCUUUCCUCUUAUUUACUUUGGUAAUCUCUGUAACCCUUUAACUCCCAUGAGUGACCAAGACAGAACUCCUCCCUACCAUAUCAGUACAAUAUGAAACAGAAAAGUGUUGAGGAUCAAGAAAAAUUUCAAUUAUUAGUUAAUCCAAUAACAAAUUUUCAGAACUAACAUCAUAAGAAUUGUAUGUCAGAGAAUUACUAAAUGAGAUCUUGGGAGUUAAAUGGCUCACUGGUCCUAACCCCCAUGACAAUCACUGCAGAAUAUCAUUCUGUCAUGUGAUGAAAAAGAGCCAUUUCUGUUCUGGUGAUAAUAAUCAAAUUGUUGACAGCACUGUUUGUUAUUUACUUGUUUUCAGGAUGGCACCGAUGCCUUAAUCUGCGCUGAAGUCAAUGAUAAAGUCACUGUAGAACAUUAUAUGGCCGACAAAGGAUAUGGUAGACCUACAAAGACCACCCCUGUAAGUACCUGGCAUCCUCGACUGUCCAGUGGUAUUUUUACCAGGUUACCAGUUUAACAAAUAGAUUCCAAUUUGAACAUCAGUGACAUACUCAGCUGCACCUCAUGUGCCACUUUUGUUCUUACCACAUUUUGACGUCAUCUGUGAUCUAUUACUGAACAGACGCAUGGCAGCUUGGAAUCCAUUUGUUUUAUAUAAUAAAGAAUUAAAAUAUACAGAAAAAAGUUUUAAUGAUGACAUCAUCUAUACAUCUGUCCUCUAAUAGAUCAUAAGUGAGAACCAAUCAGAAUGCGUGCAUAACUGAGUUUACUAUAUAAUUAGAUAUAGCUUGUAUGAAUCACCACAUGAAAUAAUGAGUAUAGAGUUGAAAACGCACUGGUUAACUGAAUUUUAGCGAGUUUUGAUUAAGUGUGUGAUGAUUGACAUAUUUUUGUAUUUCAGACUCCCACUUCUAUUAUUGCAACUCUUGCUGAAUCAAAAGGUGGAGUUGUUGCCUGUCGGUAAGUCUCAUUCCAUCUGCAAGAGUAUCACAAGUGGAUCAAACCUUCAAGUUUCCUUUAACGUUCAUGGACACCAAUUUUUGUCCUUGAGCAUAAAGAGGCACUGAGAAUGUCAAUUAUGGCUCAAAAUGACAACACAAUAAACCAGUCAAGGUUAGAAUCUGGACUUCUUGAUCCUGAGCCAUUGGAGUCUCCUCCCUAAACCGAGACCAGGAAACCUCGAAUCCAGAGUGUCAGGGGUGGGGUAGGGUAGGGUUAUUUUGUCACUUGUGCGCAGUUCCAUUUUCCUCUAACUUUUUAAUGAUAUGAAAACACCGGAGGAAGAAAUACUGCAAGAAAUUGGGUAGAAAUUCCUCCCUUUCUAGAAAUGAGGGAUAAAAUACGGUUGUCAUUAUUCAUAAUAGCUUUAAAAGGAAGAAGAAAGAUGACAAGAUGGUGGAUCUUACAAAGACAUGGCAUCUUGUGUAUGCAAGUGGCCCUAUGAGUAAGUGAUGUUUUUUUAAUGGUAAAUAUGUAUUCAUUAUUUGACAGUGUGAACAGUUUUUGGAUCAAUGUCAGUAUCUGAGCAACUGCGCACCUACUCCUCCCCUAACUCAAGAUAAGGCCUAACUUCUUAUCAGUUGACUGCAGUUCGGUUGGUGGGGGGUAGAUGUGCAGUUUCUCAGAUACUGAUAUUGAUGCUUUUCUUAAUAAACAGGUGGAGACAAGAUAGGCAUACACUCCACUACUCCAAAAACCAGCCCUCUGAAAGUGGACGUCAGUGCAAUCGGAGAGCUUGUUGCAGCAGAGGAGAGCAUUACAUUGGUACAGGUUCAUGGUAAGAGAGCUGAUACUGUGGUCAAAACAAAGUUCAUCCAAAGAAACCAUUUUUGGGAAAAAUUCACAAUAGUCUAAUUAAUCUAAGAGUUAUUUUAAACCUGAUAAAUCUCAAACAAUCGAGAACCAAUUUCAUGGUGCUAUACAUUACAUGCAACAUGUCAAUUAUUUACAAAAGAUAUUUGGAAAAUUCCUAACAUGGUAAAGCAAAAGUCUAAUAUGACUAGCUUGAAUAAUUUGAGAACCAAUGACUUAACUGCAAACUUCAACGUUAUCAGACGGUUCCUACACUAGUGCCUGAUCUUAGAAACUAAUGUCUGAAUCUAGACACAAGUGUCCGAUUUUAGACACUAGUGUCCAAUUUUGGACUUAAGUGUCCAAUUUUGACACAAAUGUCCGAUUUUAGACACUGUUGUCCGAUUUUAGACAAUAGUGUCUGAUUUUAAACAACAGAGUCCAAUUUUAGACACAAGUGUUCAAUUUUAGACACUGGUAUCUGAUGUUAGACACUAGUGUCCGAUUUUAAACACUUGUGUCUGAUUUUAGAUGCUAUUGUCCGAUUUUAGACACUAGUGUCCAAUUUUAGACACUAGUGUCCAAUUUUAUACGUCAGUAUCCCAUUUUAGACACUACCGUCCGAUUUUAAACAAUAGUGUGCAAAAUGAGAAAGUAUUUUCAGUCUUGACUUUCUAUUUCUCACAGGCUGUUUAAUGGUUAUUGCGUGGAUCGGCUUUGCAUCAAUUGGAAUGUUCAUUGCUCGUCACAUGAAGGUGUUUUUUGGCCAGAGGGUUCUGCUUGGUACCAAAAUGUGGUUUACGGUAAGACUUUUAUUCUUUCAAACACAGUUUUAUCAAAAAACUUGUCGAUAAUUUUGUUUACGGGAGGAGCACUGUAUUUCACUUUUUAUUCCAAGUAUCAUGUUGAUUUGUUAGUUGGGGAUAUAACAGCUCGAAGUUAGUUUCUCAUUUGCCUAUGAUAAUGAAAGAUAAACCUACAGAAAGUUUUUACAGGUUCACUGGAAGAGUGAAAUAUUUUGGAUAAAUGUCAGUAUCUAAGCAACUACGCACCUACCCCUCCCCAAACCCAACAUGAGCCUUAACUUGUUAUAAAUCGACUGUCGUUGGGUCAGUGGAAGGUGUAGGUGCGUAGCUGCUCAGAUACUGACAUUGAUCCACAUUUUGAUUGUCAUUUCUCAGCUUCACCGAUUGUUAAUGGUCUUGACAGUUGUGCUUACUAUCCUUGGAGUUAUCCUCAUCUUUGUUCAUGCAGGUCGCUGGACCAAGGUAGGACUAAAUCUUCAUAUCCUGUAUCUUCUCUAUAAUGGUUAGCUGGGGACAUUAGGGAACCCACGCACUUCUCGCAAAGUGAAAUUUCCUUUAAAAAAUAUUGUUAACUGCCUUAAGCAGUCUGGCCACAGUCCUCUAAAAACUGAUGUAAAUGAUAUAUGCGCAUUAGGGCAUAUUCAUAUGGAGAAUCUGCUCUGUAAAUGCACUAUUAUUAUUAUCUCUUUGACCUGCGUGACACCUCAGCCAAUCACAACCAGUUAACCAGUGACAACAUCAAUUUACAUCAUAUCCCGGUGCAAAGCGCAAGUCAAGAGUUUUCUAGAGGUGGAUUGUUGACAGAACAAGAGGCUAGGCUUGUAUUAGGCCUAUCGAUUGGCUACAUGGAUAGAUAGUUCCCAGCCUUCUUUUUUCCUUUAUUAACAGGAAGCUGGUGCUCAUCCAAUCACUGGUAUAUUUGUACUGGUGCUCGCUGUUAUUCAACCAAUUAUGGCAGUAUUCAGACCCCACCCUGGAGAAGAAAAGUAUGUUUGGAGAGUAUUUUUUUCUUUCUUUUCUCUUAUGUAUCUUCAGUGUUCAUGUUCUUUAUUGUUGGUGUUACUUUUCUUUAGACGUUACAUCUUCAACUGGGCCCAUCGUGGUGUGGGGCUGUCUGCACUGAUCCUGGCUGGUAAGGAGUCUUUUGAAUCAAAAUAACUUUAGAAUGAUCACUGGCUCAGCUCUUUAGCUUCUUGAACUGAAAAACUGGUUACUCCUUGUUAUAUUAACGAUACACUGUGACACCAGAUUCCCUUGAUUAAUUUAUAUAGAAAAUGGAAACUAACUCAGUAGAUGGGAGAAUCACAAAGCAGAUCUCAGGAGUUAAAGGAAGAUGAUGCUGUGCGGGAAACGUUUGCGACUUUCUUUUAAACAUCAUACAAAGUCACGCACUUUAGAGAUCACUGAACUGUCAAACAGAUUAGAGGCUGAAAUUAUCUCCAAUUUACACUGAUGGUUUUCAGCAAUUUCUUUUGAUAUUAACCCCUUAUUUUUAUAUAUAUAAUACGUCUUAAACUUUUCUUUGUUAAACUUCACAGUGGUGACUGUGUUCUUUGGUCUUCGCCUUCCUCACUCAAGGCUAGGUGACCCCGCCUUGUACCCCAUGGUCGCCUACUGUGUGGCUUUGAUUCUUGUGGUUGCUUACGACAUUUACGAUACUUUGACGACGUCGCGUGGCGGAGCAUCUUUCAACGUCGGUCCGUUGGGAGGGAAAGAAGGUGAUUACUUGUGUAGUAAGGAAGCUAAGUAUCAAUCAGAACUGCCCGUCAAGAUCAGUCAGUGUCCAGAUUUUAUACACUAUUUUAAGGAAUUAUUUCAAAGUGAGAUUAAAGCGUUCUUUUGGCCAUUUUCGAUUGAUUCUAAUCUCCCUCGUGUGAGCCAGUCACGUGACUCUUGUCGUAUUUUUAUGUCUUUUUGAAUGACAGAUGGCAAUGUUGAAUUGCAGCCCCCUGGCGUUCCGGUAUGAAAAUUCGUUUCAUUAUAUCUUGUCUUGUUGUAUCUUUUGCUAUGCUUAAUUCUGGUCCCGUGGAAGUUUAACGAAUUUAAACGCUUUCAUGCCUCAACCCUUAAACUCCAUGUGUGUUAAAACAGCAUGUCUCCUUACAAUUACAAGUGAUGUUAACAAAGAAAAAUACUUAUUUGGGGAUUAUUUAUUGAUCCAGUAUCAAAUUCUCCAAACAAACACCAUAAGAAUUGUAUGACAUACAGUGAGGAGAACUACUAAUGAGAUUUUGGGAGUGAAAGGUUAAAUUAAGCCAGUGCAUUAUGAUCAGCGAUAUAGGUGACGUAAAAUGCGUUCUUUGUGAACUCCUGCUGAGGGAGAAAUUCUUAAUUUCCUUCUCUUCCAGUUGUCCAAGCUUUGUGUGCAAAUAGGGUAAUACUCUCUGUGGAUGUUUUCUUUCGGUUCUCACCCGUUGCUGCUUUUUUUUCCUUUUUGCAGGCUGGAAAUGAACACAAAUUUCUGUUUGCCUUUACGGUUCUUGUUUCAGUUGGUGUUGUGAUUGCACUUUUGGUGCUGAUUGCAAUCGCUGACAGGGAAUCUCACAAACAUGAUCACGACAGCUAAAUUAAAAGUCAAGGAGUGAGUUUAUAAGGGUGUGCUAUUAUUUUAAUAUGCAGACCAAUCAAUCCCUAAGUUGAAAGUGCAGAGAUUUGUAGAAAGAAUCUAUCUGAAUUUUCUUCCUGAAAUCAUUAAACUGAAAUUUUUCAUUUUCUUCUUGUACAGUCCUUUAAAUCUCAUCCAUUGUUUAUCAUCUGUAUUUCUUUUAUUUAUUCUUUUGUAUUUGAUGUUUGUCCAAAUCUGCAUUCAAUAAAAUUAAAAAGGAAGUUACCUCUAAGGUCUCAGGGUGCAUGACUCCCUCUCCUUCCCUCCCAUUCCUUCUUUGCUGAAAGUGCAAGAUCCCUGUCUCUUUCCCACUACUUGUCUAGAAAAAAGGUGAUAAUUUAUGAUAAUCUUACAUCCUGGUUUAUCCUCAAAUGCCAUUGGGUCGCUAGUGUCAAACUGACCCUGUCCCCACCCCUCCAGAGAAUCCUGCUUAUACCCCUUUUUAGGUGUUCUUCUACUUAAAGUUGUUUUCAUAGUUCCUCUAAAUCACCUCUUUCUCUCUUUGCAGGUUGAUGCAACAAAAUUCCUCAAGCAGAGGAAUGAUCAACCUAUGAACUGAAUUGGUACCAAAACAAUCGUAUAAGAACUAGUUGAUAGUGAACAUUUUUGGUAGCCCAUUUAUCUUUUUAAUAAGGUUACAUCUGUAGACUGUCUCAUUUAUUUUCUGUGAACAUCACUUUUUCAUUAGGAUGUAGCUUUUUUUUUUUUUUUAGGUGAAAUGUUUAUAAGAGCAAACAGUUAUUAACGGAUGAGGUGGUAGAGGUCAUACGUUUAUGAAGAAAUUUAUAGACUAGUAAAAAGUGUUCGGAAGAUUUUCCUCUAGAUAAUAGUAUGCAUAAUGCUGAUAUAUUUGAAUGAUUUAAACUCUAGCAAAUAUUUAGACAUUUUAACGAUGAUUUAUCGUAAAUAAAACAAUCAUAUAUUUGAGAAAGGGUUUCCUAUAGAGGUCUUGGCUCAGUUCAAAGCCCUAUUUGCAAUUGUUUUACACCAUGUUUUUACAAUCUCUCCAAAGAAGCCUCUGGCUGACACACUCUUGCUCAUUGAGAGCUUGACUGUUUCAAGUCAACUAUGUGAUUUAUAAUGGUAAUAAGACCGAGUGGAGUCCAAUUCGGUCUGUAAUCAUACAAGUGAUUAACAAAAUGGGACGACUUGUCAAUCAUGAGAAUUAUAACAGACAGAAUUGGAAGACAAAAAUCAUGUUACCAAUUAAUCAUAACCUUCACAAUUUCCAAAAACAACAAAUACAUUUAGGACAAGUAUCUGUGGUAGAGACAAAGUCUAAGUAAAAAAAUGGUUAUUGUGAUCAAUUCUAUAAUUGGUAGAUUUGGCUGAAAGGACUGAGCAUGAUUCAAAAUUUCAACUGCCUGAUUAUAGCCAACUGUCUGAUUACAUUGUCCAAUUUCAACUGUGCAGAAUGAUUCGUGAAAAAUAAAGCAGCUAAAGCACCAAUCACAUUUGAGUAAAUUGUAAUGGUUAUGAUUAAGGGGAGAACUGAAGGGUGUGAUACCUGGAAACAACUUGAUAUUCACCCUUGCGGUGUAGCUUGGUGAAAUUUCAUGUUAUUAUAGCAACAGUGACGAGACCAGUGCAGUCUGCACCACAUAACUAAUGAUUGAGAAACCCCUCCUUGGUUAAAACAACUUAUAAAAAUUUAGACAACUUCCUGUACAAUCAAAGGAGCAUUACCUCAUGAUGCACAGUAAGUAUUUACAAUUAAAGAAAAACUGUGAAAAUAUCAGUAAAUUCCAACACUCAAGGGAUAAACUUGCAAGAAAGUGGUUAAAAAAAACAUUGGGUAAUGAGAAAAAACCUGUAUACAAAUACAUCCCAGACUAUUUAUGGGCUUGGUAUAACAUAGAGAAAGAAAGCAAUCACC
This is a messenger RNA of Pocillopora meandrina, 12387 nucleotides long. Lineage: Eukaryota; Metazoa; Cnidaria; Anthozoa; Scleractinia; Pocilloporidae. The record is from the annotation of a GenBank genome assembly.